Molecule: messenger RNA, 1416 nt
Organism: Pyrus x bretschneideri (Chinese white pear)
Lineage: Eukaryota; Viridiplantae; Streptophyta; Magnoliopsida; Rosales; Rosaceae
Product: probable aminotransferase TAT2
Exons: 7
Coding region: 18-1298 (426 amino acids)
Biological process (GO): biosynthetic process; amino acid metabolic process
Molecular function (GO): transaminase activity; pyridoxal phosphate binding
Source: RefSeq, a predicted model, not a curated record
UAAAAGUUAGCUAGGGCAUGGAGAGGGAGGGUGUGGAGAAUGGCUGGCAGAAGAAAUGGCAAUUCCGAGGGAACGAAGAACUGAACACGGCGUCGAUCUCCGUCCGAGGAGCUCUCACGAUGUUAAUGAAAAAUCUCAAGAACCCAGCUGGUGAUGAUCAACGGCCCACCAUUAUGCUUGGCCGCGGGGACCCCACUGAAUUCCGAUCGUUUUGGACCACUCCGGCGGCUGUUGACGCCGUCGCAGAUGCCCUCCAUUCCUUCAAGUUCAACUCUUACUGUCCUACCGGCGGUAUUAUUCCGGCAAGAAGGGCUAUUGCAGAAUAUCUCUCCCGCGACCAACCAAACAAGUUAUCGGCGAAUGAUGUAUAUAUCACUGCUGGUUGUACCCAAGCCAUUGAAAUCAUAGUAUCUGUCCUUGCACGUCCUGGUGCCAACAUUCUUCUUCCAAGGCCUGGUUACCCUCAGUACGAAGCUCGCGCAGCGUUUGACCACCUCGAAGUACGCCAUUUCGAUCUUCUUCCUGAGAAGGGCUGGGAGGUGGAUCUUGAUUCUGUUGAAUCUCUUGCAGAUCACAACACUGCCGCUAUGGUUAUCAUCAAUCCUAGCAAUCCCUGUGGAAAUGUCUUCACUUCUCAGCAUUUGAAAAAGAUUGCAGAAACAGCAAACAAACUUGGCAUCUUCGUAAUUUCGGAUGAAGUUUACGGGCAUCUAGCUUUCGGCAGCAACCCUUUUGUACCUAUGGGAAAGUUUAGUUCCAUCGUACCAGUUAUUACGCUUGGCUCUAUAUCAAAGACAUGGAUUGUUCCUGGUUGGAAACUUGGCUGGAUUGUCACAAAUGAUCCCAAUGGCAUCUUUGAAAAAACUGGGAUUGUGGACACACUUAACAACUAUCUCGACAUCACUACUGACCCAGCAACAUUCAUUCAGGGAGCUAUACCUCAAAUGUUUGAGAGAACAAAAGAUGUGUUUUUCUCAAACAUAAUUGGCCUUUUGAGAGAAGCCGCAGAUCUUUUAUAUGAAAUGGUGAAGGAAAUUCCAUGCCUUACUUGCCCAAACAAACCACAAGGAUCUAUGGUUGUAUUGGUAAAGCUAAAUCUUUCAGCACUUGAAGACAUUGAUGAUGAUAUACAGUUUUGUCUUAAGUUGGCCGAAGAGGAGUCGGUGAUUGUUCUUCCAGGGGUCACGGUUGGACUGAAAGAUUGGGUCCGCAUUACUUUUGCUGUGGAGCUUUCAGUACUUGAAGAUGGAUUUAAGAGGAUAAAAGCCUUCCACCAAAGACAUGCCAAGAAGAUCUAACAUGUCUUCUUUUAUAUUCACUGUCAAAUUAAGUGUAUGGUGCUCAGAUGCUAAUCGGCAACUUUCACAUACAAUCUCCAAAUGUUACAUUUUAUAAAUAAAAGGAUAAAUUAAGUUC